Messenger RNA from Lutra lutra (Eurasian river otter), 1476 nucleotides. It is a transcript of the gene IL10RB, whose product is annotated as interleukin 10 receptor subunit beta. Gene Ontology annotation, molecular function: interleukin-10 receptor activity; protein binding. Bases 109 to 969 code for a protein of 286 amino acids. The record is from RefSeq and is a predicted model, not a curated record. Lineage: Eukaryota; Metazoa; Chordata; Mammalia; Carnivora; Mustelidae. The transcript is spliced from 7 exons.
AGCCCCGCCCAUCCAGUACCAGGAAGCGGCCACCGCGCGGGGCCGUGAGGACCCGCGGGUUCUUCCGGGCGCGGCCCCCCGAGCGCCCUCCAGGCUCCCGGCGCGGCUAUGCCGCGGAGCCUGCGGAGCUGGCUGGGCGGCUGCCUCCUUAUGUCAGCGUUAGGAAUGGUGCCACCUCCUGAAAACGUCAGAAUGAAGUCAGUUAAUUUCAAGAACAUUCUACAGUGGGAGUUGCCUGCUUUUCCCAAAGGGAAUCUGACUUUCACGGCUCAGUACCACAGUUAUAAGAAAUUCCAAGCUAUGUGCACGAGGACUGCCUUGACGGAAUGUGAUUUCUCAAGUCUUUCCAAGUAUGGUGAUCACACCUUGAGAGUCAGGGCUGAAUUUGCCGAUGAGCAUUCUGACUGGGUAAACAUCACAUUCUGUCCAUUGGAUGACACCAUGAUCGGACCACCUGAAAUGCAAGUAGAAGUACUUGCUGAUUCUUUACACAUGCGUUUCUUAGCCCCUAAAAUGGAGAAUGAGCCUGAAACAUGGACAAUGAGGAAUAUUUAUAACUCAUGGGUUUAUAACGUGCAAUAUUGGAUAAAUGGUUCUGAUGAAAAGUGGCCAAUGACCUGUCAAUAUGACUUUGAGGUCCUCAGAGAUCUUGAGCCAUGGACAACUUACUGUGUUCGAGUUCAAGGGUUUCUUCCUGAUCGGAACAAAACUGGGGAAUGGAGCCAGCCUGUGUGUGAGCGAACAGCCGACGACGAGACAGCCCCACCCUGGACUGUGGCCGUGGUCCUGGCAGUGUCCUUGUGCGCAGCCCUCUUGCUGCUUGGCUGCUCGGCCCUGCUGUGGUGUUUGUACAAGAAGACCAGACACGCCUUCUGCCCAGGGAACUGCCUGCCGCAGCACCUGAAAGAGCAGGAACCUCUGAAACCUUGUAACAAAAGGAGCUCAUCCCGGAUCUGUGACGAGAGAUAGGGUGGAUCCUGCUGCCUCAUCGAAUGUCUGGAGGCCUGCCAUACUGAGGAGGAUGUGGGCAACUGACUGCUGAGCCUACAAACUUGGCAGCUAUGAAGGAAGGCAGGGACCCCACUUAUGUGGAAAAUGUCCAAGACUUCUGGGACAAGAGUGGAUUCAGCAGAUCAUCUUGUGGGUCACCACUAAGACUCUGUGGCAGAAACAUGAAGGGUCCCUCUGAGGGCAGCCAGCUGAGCCAACUUCCCCUCUUCUAGGUCCUUCCUCUUGGAGACUCUUCGUGGGAGUCUAGCCUGAUGGGAGAGGAACUCACCACACAUCCUCAUGGGGCCCCUGCCCGGUUGCCCUUAGCUGCCAAGGCAUUCUGGUUCCCUUCUCACAUCUGUGGGUGCCCAUCGUAGCCAUCUGGGGAGCAUUAGAAAAGCCAGUGCCCUGGCCUUGCCCUGACCCAUUAAUUCCGGCUCUCCGGGGGAGGGAUUCAGGCAUCACUCUUUUGUAAAGCUCCCCCAC